Messenger RNA from Scleropages formosus (Asian bonytongue), 3373 nucleotides. Its product is annotated as tyrosine-protein phosphatase non-receptor type 12-like. The transcript has 18 exons. The record is from RefSeq and is a predicted model, not a curated record. The coding region runs from base 309 to 2372 and encodes 687 amino acids. Lineage: Eukaryota; Metazoa; Chordata; Actinopteri; Osteoglossiformes; Osteoglossidae. Gene Ontology annotation, biological process: protein dephosphorylation. Gene Ontology annotation, cellular component: cytoplasm; nucleus. Gene Ontology annotation, molecular function: non-membrane spanning protein tyrosine phosphatase activity.
GGGGCGGUCUGUCUGUCUACUGAACCUUGAGCAAAUCUGAGAAUAUGGACUAACAGAAGCAAGCAGACCGAAGUGGUUUUAUGAUUUUUAAACGAUUUCAUGUAUGUAAGAGUAAAGAAAAGAACGCGAAAAGUAAAGGGGGUUGUUUCGUCGUCCGCUGACAUACGAACGGGGGGCGAUGGACACAUGGAAGUGAUCGUCUGUGGAUGUGAGAAGAACUUUAAAUAUCCAGCGCUGCUGCCCUCUUGUUUCUUUCGGACCUGUUCGAACAGCUCGGGCUGCCGCGGGCAGGACGGUGGGCUCAAAGGAUGGAUCAGGCCAGUAUCCUGCGGAAGUUCAUCCAGGGGGUUCAGGCCAUGCGAGCCGGGGACCAGAAAGGAGAGGACAACUUCGGCAGCGACUUCAUGAGGCUGCGAAGGCUGUCAACCAAGUACAGGACCGAGAAGAUUUACCCCACCAGCAUCGGAGAGAAAGAGGAGAACGUGAAGAAGAACAGAUACAAAGACAUACUACCCUUCGAUCACAGUCGGGUGAAGUUGUCCUUACAGACCUCAAAUCAGGACACGGACUACAUCAACGCCAACUUCAUCAAGGGGGUUGAUGAACCGGAGGCCUAUAUCGCAACCCAGGGACCCCUCCCCAACACAGUGGUGGACUUCUGGAGGAUGAACUGGGAGUACAACGUGAUGAUCAUUGUGAUGGCUUGUCGUGAAUUUGAGAUGGGAAGGAAAAAGUGUGAGCGGUACUUUCCCUUGUUUGGAGACGAUCCCCUGUCAUUCGGUCCUUUCAGGAUCUCUUGUGAAUCUGAACAGCCUAGAACAGACUAUAUAAUCCGAACACUGCUAGUGGAACACCAGAAUGAGUCACGCAGGAUAACACAGUUCCACUACAUGAACUGGCCUGACCACGACGUGCCGUCCUCUUUUGACUCCAUCCUGGACAUGAUCGGCCUGAUGAGGGAGUACCAGGAGCACGAGGACGUGCCCAUUUGCAUCCACUGCAGUGCUGGCUGUGGGCGGACCGGAGCCAUAUGUGCCAUUGACUAUACGUGGAACCUGCUGAAGGCUGGGAAGAUUCCUGAAGACUUCAGUGUGUUCCGCCUCAUUCAGGAGAUGAGGACCCAGAGGCAUUCGGCUGUGCAGACCAAGGAGCAGUACGAGCUUGUCCACAGGGCCAUCGCUCAACUCUUUGCACAACAGCUGGAGCAGCUGGAGGGCCCCUCCCUUUGCUGCAUCUCGGACCGCCUGGACGAAGGCGGCCUGGAGCAAGAAGAUGGCAGCUCGGAUGAGGAGACUGUGGACUGCCCUCCUCCGAAACCACCCCGUGUCCGCAGUGUUGGUCUUGAGGAAGGGGACAUUAGGGAGGAGAUUUUGCAGCCCCCGGAGCCCCGUCCCGUGCCACCCAUUCUGACCCCGUCACCACCAUCCUCCUUUCCUACCGUGACCGACGUGCGCCAGGACAGCGACCGUUACCAUCCCAAACCCGUGCUGCACGUGCUGGGUUCAGAACAGGACGUGGCUCUCGAGGAGACACCUGUCAAAGCUCCGGCCACCACCCUUUCCCCAAGUCGGGGUCCAGAGAGGCGGCUGGAGCGCAAGCUGAGUAUCGAGAUCCAGCGAGUUCCGCUACAAGAAGGCCCACGCAGCUUUGAGGGCACCGGUCGACUGCAGCGGAGCCACGCUAUCAAGGCUAAGACCUCUCGCAGCUGCUCUCUGGACCGCCAGCCCUGCACGGCUGCGGAAGCCCCAGUUCGGCCCAACCAGCUCCCCUUGCAAAGGCAAGAGCCCGUGUCUUGCCCCCUUCGCAGUCUGGAGAAAAACGCGUCCCCCAGUGAACGGCCCUGCAGCCCCGGCCAGGAGAGCCCCGCGCAGAGCGUGCUGAGCUUCACCAACCCGCUGCACUCGGACAGCGAAGACAGCGAGGGAGAGGCUGGAGGCAGGAGCACCUCGGCGACCAACACUGGCCCAGUCGCUCGCCCUGACCCAGCGACCGAUUGUGGCCAAAGCAACAUCUCUCCUUUCUCCCACCCAAGAGAACCCUUGAACCCUUCCAUCUGGCCGAAGGCUCUCCCAGCACCUGUGAGUCAGGAGGCCCGAUGGACCAAAGCGGUAAUUCAAGACACGAAACGGAGUCAACUCAGAGAACAACAAGAAGCAUGCACGCAGAAAACGGCGAGCCUGAAGGAGCAGGGAGUGCGAGUGUCACCACCAGUCCAACUGUCAGCGUGGUGGAGGAAGAAAGUGGGACUGCUCCAGGGGCUGGAUUCGGCAAUCGCUGUAAUAAACCCAGGGGGCCCAGGGACCCCCCGACCGAAUGGACACGAUGACCGCAGGUCCCCUGUUGUCCGGCCCACCCUACUUCCCCGCCCAUAACCUGGUCCACCUGUGCCCCUCUAUCAGCGCCGCUCACCACAACUCUUAAGUGCCACUGAACCAGGAGGAAUACACUGACUACUCUGUGCUCCCCUGACACAGCCUACUUUUGCCAGGGACUCGGGUGUGAGCAAUGUGGAGCAUCCCCCACAGUGCAUUGGUAAAUAUCCUACUGAGCUCAAAGUACUCGCCAGGGAUUCUUCAUGCUGGUGCUAAACCUCCCUCCACUUGGGACCAUGAAACCUGCCUUAUUCCUUUAGAGAAUUACACAUCUUUUCUACUCCACAACAGUGUCCACCUCUGCUUCUGUUACAGUACUUUUAGACUUGUAUUAUGAGGAUACAGUAAGACAUGUUGGUGGGAACAUUGGUCUACUGUGUUUAUUUCCUUUGCUAACUUCUUGAUAGCUGUGUAUGCAUUUUUUUAUAAAUGCAGAGGGCAGGUCGGUAGUUUAUUUGACAGAUUUACUGUCAAUAAAAUUCCGUACUGUUGACAAAUUUACUGUCAAUAAAUGUAACAGAACUGUUAGGCAGUUUCUGUUUGGGCUGGAAAUCCUGUGAUUAUUUCCUGUUAAUAAUUUGCCUUUCUGUUCUUCAGAAUACUUCAGGGUUUGCUCAUUUAUAUUAAUUUUAUUUUGAUUUGUUUGUAAGUCUUACGCCGCUGUAAGCCCCUGAGGUGGCAUGGGUUCAAAGACUGUAAAGGUUGUGUUUUUUUUUUUUUUGUAAACUGUGUGUUUAAAGUUAUUUUUGUACAAGGUUCCGUUGGGUUCUUUGGCUCAUGCCCUGCCAGUGCUGCUGGGUUUGGGGCCUGCCCCGUGCCUUAGGAGGGAACGUGUGUGUGUGUGCGUGUCUGUGUAUAUGUGUAUGUGCGCGCGUCUCAUCCCACAGGUGCCUCUGGGACCAACUUCUCAACCACUCUCCCACACUCAUCUGUUUUGUACUUUGCAGGAAUUUACGGACUUGUCAUUUUAAAAAAAAAAAAAAAAAAAAAAAAAAAAACUU